Talaromyces atroroseus is the source of this 879-nucleotide messenger RNA. RefSeq lists its product as hypothetical. The transcript is spliced from 2 exons. Gene Ontology annotation, biological process: ubiquinone biosynthetic process. Gene Ontology annotation, molecular function: lipid binding. Bases 1 to 879 code for a protein of 292 amino acids. Gene Ontology annotation, cellular component: mitochondrial inner membrane. NCBI's taxonomy places the organism in Eukaryota, Fungi, Ascomycota, Eurotiomycetes, Eurotiales, Trichocomaceae. The record is from RefSeq and is a predicted model, not a curated record.
AUGGCUUCCUUGUGUAAUUGCCGGCCAGGUGCCAACACGAUCAUUGCUGCGCAGGCUUCAUGGAAAUCACUGCCAAAAACCGUGGCUUUCCAGCCAUCACGCAGAUUCAUGAGCACUCAAAAAUAUGCAUCUACAUCUCGACAAACCCGUUGUCAGGUGCUGCGCUCACCAGCAGCAUCACUCCCCCCUCAAACCCGACCUUACCAUUCGAGCCUCCACGCGCCGCUACCGACUCACGAGUACACCAAUUCUCAAACAGCGAUUCUAUCGGCCGCCCUGGAGCAUAUUUCCGAACAUGGUUUUACAAAGGACGCAUUGAUACUGGGUGCUCGCGAUGUGGGAUUUCUCGAUGUCUCGAUACAACUGUUCUCAAGGCAAGAAAUGGAUCUCGUGCUCUACUGGCUGGCAAGCAGGCGUGGAUUGCUGCGGGCGAAAGUGCAGAACGGUUUAUUUGAAGGACAGCAAAAGAGUGUGGACGAGAAAAUCAAGACCCUUGUGCUUGAGCGACUGAGAAUGAAUAGCGAGAUCAUUCAUCAUUGGCAGAAUGCACUUGCUCUCAUGUCGUUUCCGUCGAAUAUCCCUAUUUCGCUUUCCGAGUUGCACGCUCUUUCAUCCGAUAUCCUAUAUCUGGCCGGCGACGCCUCCGUAGACAGCUCCUGGUACACCAGACGUCUCUCGCUAUCGACAACUUAUGUCAGCGCCGAAAUGAUCAUGACCAAGGAUUCGACUCCUGAUUUUACGCAUACGGAGGAUUUUGUUGAGCGACGCAUUCGAGAUAACGCGACAAUUGGGGGAAAACUUGGAGAUGUGAAAUCGUACUUUGGGUUUAUGGCUGGAACUGCUGUCGGUCUAGGUAGAAGCUGGGGACUCAAGAUCUAA